Messenger RNA from Aspergillus puulaauensis, 309 nucleotides. Its product is annotated as glutaredoxin. Gene Ontology annotation, biological process: cellular response to oxidative stress. The transcript is spliced from 3 exons. The record is from RefSeq and is a predicted model, not a curated record. The coding region runs from base 1 to 309 and encodes 102 amino acids. Gene Ontology annotation, cellular component: nucleus; cytoplasm. Lineage: Eukaryota; Fungi; Ascomycota; Eurotiomycetes; Eurotiales; Aspergillaceae. Gene Ontology annotation, molecular function: glutathione disulfide oxidoreductase activity.
AUGUCUGCCGCGAAAGUUAAGGCCCAGAACAUAAUUGAUGAGAAUGGCGUUGUCGUCUUCUCCAAGUCCUACUGCCCCUACUGCAAGGCCAGCAAGAGUCUCCUCUCUGAACUAGGCGCAAAGUACUACACGCUUGAGCUCGACCAAACUGAUGACGGAAGUGACAUCCAAGACGCCCUUCAAGAAAUCAGCGGCCAGCGCACCGUGCCCAACGUCUACAUCGCGAAGAAGCACAUUGGUGGAAACUCGGAUCUGCAGGGCCUCAAGGGCCAGCUGCCCGCGCUCCUGAAGGAUGCCGGCGCUUUGUAA